CGAACUGGUUGGUAGAGAGCGCUUUAUUCGCACGCGUUUGUCGCAAGUUCUUGUUCAGCGGUUAUUUUCCUGGACCAUUGCUAUUUUGUCUGUGGUUUCUGAAUUUUUUCUGGUGACUGUUUUGUGGAUUAGCGACUGUUUUAUUGUAAACUUGGGGCAACAAUGAAGGGACUUUCGGCAGUGAUUUUGUUCUUCGGGCUUUGUUUUGUCAAAGGCGAUCCAAAUUUUCAAACCAAUGAAGAUUUAGUGCCGGAGGGUAAACCGCCCUCGUUCGUGACUCCGGGCCAGACCUACAGGAUUGCGACUGGCAGUACUGUUGUGCUGCCCUGCAGAAUAACUCAACCAGGCAGUUACAUUUUGGCAUGGAAACGCGGCAUAGCAGUUUUAACAGCAGGUCCAGUGAAAGUGACCCCUGAUCCGCGAGUUCGUUUGCUUUCGACUCCGGUGAGCCCCUCCAACAUGGCCGGUAUACCGGAACUAUCUGGUGGCGGCGGGUACAGUCUUGAACUCAAGGAUGUAAGGCCCCAAGACGCCGGCGAUUAUGUCUGUCAAAUCGGCACCAUGGACCCUAAGGAAAUCACUCACACUUUGGAAAUUUUAGUCCCUCCAAGAAUUCACUACGUAUCCCACAACGCGAAUACACCCCUAGAAGUGAAACAAGGUGAUACGGUGCGAAUGGAGUGCAGAGCGUCCGGAAAUCCAGUUCCGACAGUUUCGUGGACUCGCAAGAACAACGUUUUGCCAAGUGGUGAAAGAUCAGUUUCCGGACUUACUAUGGUAAUACAUCAUGCUGAUCGUCAUUCAGCUGGACAGUACCAAUGUUCUGCUGACAAUGGAGUUGGACAACCAGAUACCAAACAUAUCACCUUGAACGUCUUAUAUGGACCUGAAGUGGAGACUGAAAGGGCAACAGUUCAUACCGGCAUCGGCUUGGAGGCUCAACUCGUCUGCAUCGUACAUGCCGAACCUUCUCCGCAGGUGCUCUGGUUCAAGGAUACAGCACAGCUGGGAACCACCGAGCAACACGCCGCUCAUUCUAGAGGCAAUCGAUACACUUUGGUCAUCAGGAAUGUUACCACUGCUGAUUUUGGAAAUUACAGUUGCGUUGCUAGCAAUGCCCAUGGAAAAGGCCGCGGCCAGUUGAUAUUGACAGGUACAGCCGGACUGGCAGUGUUCGAUUCCCCACCCAUGGGCGCUGAUAAGGACUUCUACAACAUCUCCUGGUCGGUCAACAGUCACGCUCCGAUCUCCGAAUAUCGGCUUUUCUACCGUCAACAACCACGUCACCAUCACGGCCAUCAUGACGACAGGAAUAUGACCAAGAUGGGGUACAGGAACGACUGGAACAGCGUCGUCAUACCGGGAAUCGGCUUGGGCAACGUACAGUAUUACACGACCCCUUCGGCGACAGAAGUGACGCGACAGAAGAUGUGGUAUCCGAUCAAAGGUUUACAGUCCGCUACCACAUAUGAAGCCAGAGUGCAAGCUAGAAACGUGCACGGAUGGAAUAAGUUGUCGCCCAUUUUCCAUUUCACCACCAGAUCUAACGAUAUGGACAACAUGAUCGAACCAUCGGCCCAACCGGCGGUUUACGGGGUGAGUCAACAAGGAAUGGCACCGUUCAGCAGUGGCGUGCGCGCCUUCAUCUCCUCGUUCGCGACCCUCUCGAUUGUGUUGGUGGUUGUGUUCUUUUAGAUUUUCGUUCGUUAUUGCGGUUACCAUAAAAUCAUGUUUACGAACCCGUUCUCAACGUGGAUCGUCAAGCGUUUAUUAAUUUAAACUUCGUGAUACCAAAUUAUUUUCGGUGUGGCGGACGCUCGUUGCGGUGAUUGGUUUGUGUAAAAUUAAAUUUAAAUAAAAGUGUUAAACAUAUUGUCUGUGUAUGUAGAUCAUAAAAUUCACGUUAGGAUCACACUCAUUAGAUGCAAGGAUUUUAAUAUUUUUAAGCGGGUAUGUCCAAAAACACACUGUUUCCAAAGAAUUUACUAGUACUAGUCUCCCCUUGAUGAAAACUCCGUUGUGUUGAACAAUUAAUCAAAAUACCGGCAAACAUAAAAUAAAAAUAAAUCCGUUGUGAAUUUAUAAACACUAUAGGCGUUUACAAGAUCUAUUUUGAUGUUCAUCCUAAUCGUUGUUAAUCGAAUAAUCAUGUGUGUAGUAUUUUGGCCUAUUUUGUAUAUAAAUCACGUUCACCUUUUUCUAAAUAUUCAAUAUACACUUUAAAGAUACUACUACCUACACUAAAUGUACAUGAACCAUUUCUUAGUCUAUACACUUGAAUUUUAUAUUAAAAUUCAUUAUUUAUGGAUUCUGGAUUUAUUGUUGAAUUGCAAUAUUCUAUACUAAACACGUAAACAAAAUUCUACAUAUAUAUGUAAUAAUAUAUAAUAUAUAUAUAUAUAUAUAUAUAUAUAUAUAUACAAAUAUUACCAGAAUUUUGUUGAUGUGUUACUAUUAAGCAGCAGAUGUUAUAACUACUACUAUUACUACAACAACAUUUUAAGUGACUCUUCAGUAAAGAGAAGAAAACAAUAUCUACGUGUUUUUGGUUUACGGAUUAUCGAUUGAUUGAAACGUUUAUAAAUUUGUUAAGGGUUAUUUUUAACACGCUUCUUUGCUUUGCACAUAUGGUACUAUACGUAAAUGUCAUUGUAUAUAAAGACUGAACUAUUUUUAUAAGAGUGCAAUAAAGGUAUUAGCUCUAACUGUUUAAAAUUUUAUGUGAUGUCAAAUAUUAUGUAAAUAAAGCUUAUAUAGAACA
Molecule: messenger RNA, 2761 nt
Organism: Aethina tumida (small hive beetle)
Lineage: Eukaryota; Metazoa; Arthropoda; Insecta; Coleoptera; Nitidulidae
Product: protein amalgam
Exons: 8
Coding region: 163-1695 (510 amino acids)
Biological process (GO): homophilic cell-cell adhesion; synapse organization
Cellular component (GO): axon; neuronal cell body; plasma membrane
Molecular function (GO): axon guidance receptor activity; protein binding
Source: RefSeq, a predicted model, not a curated record